Setaria italica (foxtail millet) is the source of this 2823-nucleotide messenger RNA. RefSeq names its product F-box protein At5g62510-like. Bases 13 to 1032 code for a protein of 339 amino acids. NCBI's taxonomy places the organism in Eukaryota, Viridiplantae, Streptophyta, Magnoliopsida, Poales, Poaceae. The record is from RefSeq and is a predicted model, not a curated record. Gene Ontology annotation, molecular function: protein binding. The transcript is spliced from 2 exons.
CAUGUACUUGCAAUGUUUUUUGUGCUUGUGCCCGCCCCUGAAAAUCAUAGAUUUUUUUUUUUUGAGACUGCCCUGAAAAUCAUAGAUGGCCCGAACGUGAAAAACCUGGAAACGGGCAAGGCUCGAACUUUCAUUGGGCCCGAUGCGGCUCGGCCUAUGAAGGCCCGUUCUCAGCCUUCGUGUAACCGCAUCCCUUUCCCUUCCAGCCCGGGUGUCUUUUCCGGUUUUCCCCAACUUCGGCGAACCCUACCGCGCCACGCCGUUACGCCGCCACGGGUUUCCUCUGCUCUGCCAGCGCGGGCCACUAGCAAGCCAGGCGCGAGCGUGAUGGAGGAGGAGGCGCCACCAGCACCGACGGCGGACAUCAACCAGGACGCUCCAGUGCUGCCCCCGGAGGUCAUCACGGAGAUCUUCGCCCGGCUGCCAGCCAAGUCGGUGGGGCGAUUCCGCUGCCUCUCCCGCGCGUGGUGCGCCAUGCUCUCGACGGACUACUUCGUCGACCUCCACUUGCGGUGCGCCAACCGGCCGGACCACCCCAGACUGCUCCUCACAGCGGUAGGGUCCGACUACGAUGACCAUCUGCACUCGUGGCGGCCCGGUGGUGCGGUUGAGAAGCUCAUGCCCGACGAUUUCGCCGAUGCGAUAACCACGCCUGUAACUAAGCCUUGCCGUGGCCUUAUCCUCAUCGGCGACGCCGGCUACGGCGGGUACUUCGUCUGCAACCCUUCCACAGGUGAUGUGCUGGCUCUCCCAGAUAGCGAGGCUCCGAAGAAGAUGACUUGGCGGGUUAAUAAAUUGUUUCAGCCCCAACCGCCCCCGCUCUUCGUUGAUGUAUCCUACGGUAUUGGUUACUGCACAAUGAGGAAGGAAUUUAAGCUAGUGCGGUUCUUCUGCAACUCUGAGACUGAAAAUGGCUUAGCAGAGUCCACAAACUGCGAGGUGUUUGUCCUUGACAGGGCUGCGUACUGGAGGCCAACAACUGAGCAGCCUCCCUUGCGUUGGGUGGAGAAACGAAGCCAGCUGUUUUCUUGAAUGGGUUUCUGCACUUCCUCUGCCAUGAUGGUGGCAUUGUCACUUUCAGCAUCAGUGAUGAGACCUUUGGUUCGUUGCCGCCGCCGUCUGGUUUUGAGGAUGCAGCAUCGGUGAUGACAGAGCUGGAUGGGUGCUUAAGCUUGGGCUAUGGAGAACCAGACAGUGGAGAUCUUUAUCAUGUUUUUGUCCUUAGAGAUUACAAGGAAGCCCGGUGGGAGAUGCUGUGUUGCGUCAAUCGUACAACUUGGCUGGAAUCUGAGUAUCUGACCGCAAGCUACUAGGUUCACUCUGGAUGGCCCCAUUAGGCAUGUACUACUCAGAUGGUGCACAAAAGAUCAUGUUCGGGACAGGUGCUUGCAAGGUGUUUGCGGUAGACGUGGAUGGCACUGCCCCACAGGUUUUAUUCACACCAGAUGACACCAUCAUCGGCAGUUGUGAGGAUGACCAUAUCCCAGCACUAGGUCUGUAUGAGGAGAGUCUUGUCCCUGCAGGCCGCACAAUUGAAGAGAUUAUUUGCUCAUCACCAACAGCUGAAGCUUGGUUUGACAUUCUCAAGUGGCUGCCAGUGCGCUCUGUUUUGGAGUUAAGCUUGGUCUGCCGGGAGUGGCGUGCAAUGAUCAUGACAGAUCACUUUAUCCAAUUAUUCAUGCAAACUUGAAUAAGAGCCCCGGGUCAUGUUCAUCAUGGAUCCCCGCUUUGGUAUGUAUAUGGAUCUGGAGAAAAUUUACUGAUGGAAAUAGACCACCCUUGAUUUCCGAUCUUGUAUCCCAGCCUGUCCGCGUGAGUUGUGCUUUCUGGGGCUUCAUAUGCAAUCCUGCCAUAGGGUACUGUGAGCACAUAGAAUUCGACAAUAGCAAUGACACUUUCUUUGCUGGCCGCAUUGGGUUGGGAUACGACUCAGAGAUUGACAAGCAUCUUUUGGUGCAUAUUACCUACAAAGAGGACAACCUGGAAACAAGAUAUUAUGAGCUGCAAUGCAAAAUGCGAUAUGUGAAUCACGAGCAAUGGCGUCCACUAGACCCUCCUCCUAGACCAGUAGCUGCCAUGCCACCCACGUUCGUCAAUGGCAACAUCUACUGGAUGGUAGAGCCUAAUCUUGGACCAGUUUCUGCAACAUGCGAAAUCGUGGCAUUCGAUAUCCAGACACAGGAAUUUGAAGUAUUGCAAGGUCCACCAUGCAGCCAUGACUCUGGGCAUAUGACCAUCCUCCAGCUUCAGGGUGCACUUUGUGUGGCUUUUCAGAUUGAAGAGUGAACGCAAUUGAUGUAUGGAUGAUGGAAGAUCGUGGCGUCUGGUUAAUGAAGUAUCAUAUUGAGCUCGAGAAGUUCUUGCCAGAUUACUUGUUGGAGAACACUACACCAUUGGUUGUUGAUCCAAAGGAUGGACGGAUUUUGCUGAAUGCUGGUUGGUCAUUGGGCUACUAUGACCCCAAGACGGCAGAAAUUGAAACCAUCUACACCCAGGACGUCCCAGAACAUGGCUGGAAGUUCUGUCCUAUUAUUUGCCAUGAAAGUUUGGUCUGGCCGUUUGGCCCGUCCUAAUCCAGGGGGUUAAAUAUGGUGCAGAAAGGGUUGACAAAGCACUGCUGCUGGUGAAGCGAUGUAGCUGAAUCUACGUGGGUGCCUCAUAUAUCUCCUCACGAAUCCAGUUUUCCUCUGUCCAUCUUGUGCGAAAACUUGUAAUCCUAGCAAGACUAGUGAGUUUUGAGUAAUUUUUUUCGUUGAAUGCCUGGUUCCAGUAAGAUUUGCCUUUAACUGGUGCUUGGCAGGACUUUAAUGUCUUUGGCCUUUA